This is a messenger RNA of Helianthus annuus (common sunflower), 882 nucleotides long. RefSeq names its product cysteine-rich repeat secretory protein 38-like. Bases 1 to 882 code for a protein of 293 amino acids. The record is from RefSeq and is a predicted model, not a curated record. Lineage: Eukaryota; Viridiplantae; Streptophyta; Magnoliopsida; Asterales; Asteraceae. The transcript has a single exon.
AUGGCGCCUAAAAUCCUAUUUCUCCGGCCAAAGAGAGCUGCCACAUUAUGGUCAAAUAGUCAACCUUUAUUUUGCUUUAGUAUAAUAGAUAGAUACUGCAUAUCAUCUUUCCAAUCUCAAAUGGAAACCACAUCCCUAAUUUUACUCAUGCUCCUUCAAGCAAUCAUCAUUGAUAUUAAUCUCGCCAUAGCUCAAAAACCCAUCCCAACCCAACAAUUCUUCAAAUGUAGCAACAAUGGCAAUUUCAGUUCCGAUAACCUACUAAAAGACCGAGAUCAGACAUUCAAUUUACUCUUUAUGCAAGAUGAUGUUGGAAGUUACACCGGUUGGGACCUACAAACGAAAGGUGUGGUUUGGACCAGGAGUGUUUGCCCCUCAAAUAUUAAAUUGGAAGAUUGUAGGGGUUGUGUAAAGAACACCGUCCCAUAUCUUAAUAAAAAUUGUCCCAAACAAAAGGAAGGUAUGGCUUGGACAGCCUUAACGAAACUAUAUUGCAUGGUGCAUUAUGCAGAUUCUCCGGACCCAACAAUUUUUGAUUGGGCUAUAUUCUAUUCCCCACCUCCUCUAACUCCUGCUAACGCGGGUGAGUUGGAGAAGGGGGUGAAUAAUUUAGCAAAUAAACUGAAGGAGAUUACAACCGCAGUUAAUAACCAGCAGAGAUAUGGGUUUUGGUCUAUGAGUUAUAAUGCACCAAGUUCAAAGAUUUUAUGGGGGUCUAUGCAGUGUAUUAAUGGCUUACCAGAUACAACCUGCAAGAAAUGUUUAUCUGAUGCAACUAAUGAGAUGCAUAAAUGUUGUAGCAGAGUAAGAAAACACUCUGGGAUGAUCUUGUCAUAUAAUUGUCAGUUUUGGUAUGCGCAUUAUAAUUUUCGUCUUCUUUAA